Ilex paraguariensis (yerba mate) is the source of this 831-nucleotide messenger RNA. The record is from the annotation of a GenBank genome assembly. NCBI's taxonomy places the organism in Eukaryota, Viridiplantae, Streptophyta, Magnoliopsida, Aquifoliales, Aquifoliaceae.
AUGAAGACCAGCACAAAGUUCAUAGUCCUCCACCCUUCAAUCCACAAGCAAGGAGGAACAACCUCUCACCGUACAUGGCUUCUGAUUUUCUUUUUCUUCUUCACUUUUGCUUUUGCUCUGACACUCCUCACCACCAGAGACGCAAUUCCCACCACCAGAACUACCACCUCCGCCACCUCCAAGUCCCCACUUCCCAAGCCCGUCUUCGACGCCCUCCUCCACUACGUUUCCGUCUCCUCCAACUCCAGCGAAGCCUCCGGCAUUUCAUCGGCAGAGCUCAACUCCAUCGCCGCCGUGCUCCGCCGCUGCUCCAACCCAUACCCUCCUCUGGAACUCACUCAACCACAACGGACGUACAGUCUUCGUCGACGAAAGCGCAUAUUUAGUGUCAAAGCUCGAAGAAAAACACCCGAAAUCGAAGCUUACGACGUUCAAUUCACAACCAAAGUGAGUGAUAUGUACGAACUAUUAGAGUACUCCAGAGACCAACUUCGGAAUGAGUGUAAGCCCGUACAGAACCUCUUGUUCUCCGACUGCAAGUUAGCCAUUAAUGACCUACCAAACCACAUCUACGACGUCGCAUGGGAUGUGAUUCUGGUGGAUGGGCCUCGUUGGUAUUUUGCCGGAGCUCCGGGAAGAAUGCCGGCGAUAUUCACCGCCGGCGUACUGGCAAGGAGCAAAAGAGGAGGUGGGGACAAGACCCAUGUGUUUGUUCAUGAGAUUGAGAGAGAGGUGGAGAGAGUGAGCAGUGAUGAGUUCUUGUGCAGAGAGAAUUUAGUGGAGACCAAGCACUUGUUAGGGCCAUUUUGUGGUGGAGAAAAUGGAGGCUAA